Molecule: messenger RNA, 4735 nt
Organism: Pocillopora verrucosa
Lineage: Eukaryota; Metazoa; Cnidaria; Anthozoa; Scleractinia; Pocilloporidae
Source: RefSeq, a predicted model, not a curated record
AUGGCGGUGGAAUAACAAUCAGCGAGGUGGAAACAUGGAAAAGAAGGAUUCAGAUUAUCAUGAUAAUUUCUUUGCGAGUUUGAACCAACUCAUACUAAGCUUAGAGCCUGCCAUAAAGGAAGCAGGAUCGGUCUCCGCAGCUGAAGACAUUUUAGCGCACUUGGAGGCAACAGACGAAAAUUUCCACAGAUAUGACUUUGUGCGUCAACUAAGGAGUCGUAUUGACACAACUCUAACACCACUCAUUGACAAGAAAUUGGAACAACUGACUGGCAGGGAGGGGGACAGGAACAAUUCAGUGCCAACCAUAACUGAGGAGAUUAUAGCCUCACCUGAGUUUGUUAACCUUCAGCAGUCAAUUUUAGCUGAUACAAAAGAUGCAGUUAAUGCUUUGAUUCAAAGUUUCUCUCAAAAUCCUGGCCUUCGUCCGUCUGACUAUGAACUCACAGAAAACAGAGGUAGACUCCAACCUUUUAGAUUAUCACUGGAUUCUAGUGAUGAAGAUUCAUCUAUGUCUUCCUCUUUUGGACAGACUGGGUACAUGUUUAACAUGUCACCUGAGAAAUUCACUGAAAUUGCAGAGAAUUUAGAUCCAGAUAAACCUCUUCAUGUACGGAUAAAUGCAUUAAGCACACUCUACCAGUUUCCAUUGUCAGAUGAACUCACUAGUAAAAACUCAGAAGGAAUCAGAAAAGGUCUAUUGGCUGCAUUAGCUGAUGAGGAUGAACAGCUAGCAGAAAAAAGCCUUAAGUUUCAUGCCAGGAUGUUCAUGGCCUCAUCUGCUCAUGUCACAAAGGAGAUCUACACUUGCUUAGCUGAGCACCUGGAGUCUUACUUUAGCGAUACUCAUCGUCAUCGUCUAAACAUUGAAAAUGGUCUAGAUGUGUCAACAAGAAACAACCAGCGAUUGCUUAAAAGGUUUAGGCUGCUGAAUGAAUUUCAGCAUGAAGUUGCCUCUUUUUGGAUCAGAUAUCCUGAAUGGUUUCUUGAGUCAGUCCUUGGUAGUACUUUUAAUCUAUUCGCCGCUAGUUCUGAUCCAGAGUUUGGUGCUUCUGUGCUGCAGUACAUGACACCUUUGCAUUGUCUCGCCCUAGUUGAUCCAAAGGCUACCUGGUUUAAAAAAUGGAUGCAUGGUAAUUACAGUAGAACAGUCGCCAUCAGGGAAGUGAAGAAGCACCCCUCUUUGUUAGUAGAUGCCAUAAGCCACUGUAUUGACUUCUCUAGGACAUGUAAAACCCUUCAAUCCUUGGAAAUGAUGGAGCUUAAUGAACAGCAAAGAGAUGAUGACAGUGAUGGGUUGUUUUAUACUUCACAAGACCUGGAGUAUAUAUACUUUGUUCACUCUCUUUGUCUUUUGGGAAGAGUUCUUCUCUACAGUGGUGGCAGAGCAUUGUUUCCUGUCAUACUGCCAGAUACAGAUGAAACAGUAACAAUCUCAAGUUUAUUAGUGGCAUUGAUAAGAAUCAUGUGUACAGCUCUGCCAAACUCUAAUGAAAAGACUGUAUUAGAUGUUCAGUUUCAUCCUGGUUACCUGGUUUGUGAUGUGCUGAAGAAGCUUGCCAGUUGUACUAAUGCCAGUAAAGAGUGUCUCUGUAAAGAUGUAAUAACAACCAGUCUUUUGUCGCCUGUACAGGCCUGGCUUGACGGCAUAGACAGUUGUGAUAGUGCCGGUGCUGAGAACACUCUGCUGUUUGUAGCUGAUGUUUUAGCCACUUUAGCUGCCUCAGAAACUGGUCAAAGACAGCUGCUGUAUGGAGAGGCACAAGACAGAUGGCAGAGAAGCAGGUUUUCUCCAGCUCACACCAUAGCGAAGUUUGCCAAAAAAGCCUUGUUACAAAGACUUCCUGGCGGAACACCGCCCAAAACGGCGAUUUCUGGCUUCGUAUUCGUCUGUCGUCAACUUUACAGCACGUGUGAUGGACUUAUGGUGCUCAAUCCUUAUGAACUUCAUCAGUGUGUAGCGAACGCCUGGAUUAAGGUACACGAACCAGAAUCCCCAACUGAGGCAGAAUUAGCGUCUGACGAAACACAGCAGGAUUUCAUUCAAGACGAGGAAAUACUUGUUUGGGAAAGUUCGCUGAUUGACAAUCUGUUAAAUUUUGCCGGUACACCGAAAGGAUUGCUACUUCUUCAACAAACUGGAAAAAUGAAUGAAUGUGUGGCGUUUAUGAAUGAACGAUACAACAAGAAACUGCAGGUUAGUAAGUGCGAAAAGUUUGGUUAUGGGCUGAUGGUGACACAGAUAGCUGCUACUGCGCCUGGCAUGGUUGCACUGGAAAAUAGGGGUUUCCUGAAGCGAAUGGUACUUGACAUUUGGACAGUAUUUGAAGGAGCUCAGGACAGAAAACCUGCUCCACCUAGGAUUAAACAUGUGGAUAGCAUCGAUAGCAGAACCUACAAUAAGUCCAUGAACAAUCUGUUGAGCGUUUUAUCAGCGUUUCCUGCUGUAUACGAGGUUCUCGCAGACGCUUACCGCCCAUCCACCUCUGGUUCAGAGAUCGAGGAAGCCGUGACAAAUAGAGAAGCUUUCUCUGCUCCUGUCAGUAUUAUGGAUUUAGUUGAUCGUUUUAUCAUGAUUGACUCGGAGGAGAAGUUCCAUUCGCUUUUCAACUUUGAACAGUCUCACCACUUUGGUCUAAGAGUUCUUAGUGUGCUGUGUUCCUGCUUGGACACAUUCCUCUUUCUUGAAUGCCGCUACAGAUUUCAAGAAUUACUGCUGCAAUCUCAGCUGGACAUUAGAUUUGACAACGGGAAAGACUACAUUAUCGACAUGUGUUCUUUGGAGAGGAACCAUAUCUUGGUCAAGACCUAUCAUGUUGGGGGCACAUCUGAGAGGAUCAUUCCAGGCAGGACCUUAACUGAGAAUGUGGAUAAUCCUUACCCUUGGCCUUUAUUUUCGUCUUAUCCUCCGCCAAAAGACUAUCUUCCAGGUGAACAGCAUGCCAAGAUUACAGCAUUUGAAGAAGGUGAUACGCUGUUAGAAUUUCUGGAAGGCAGUGAACUUAUGUCAGCAGACAGUUUCUCUUGGCUCCAGGAUUGUCGUAAGACGUUUUGUCAGUCCGUAACGUCUGGAAAAACCAAAGCGAAGGGAAAAGUUUUGAAAUUGCUACUUGACAAGGUUUGCACAGCUUUGACCAACGUACCCGAGGAAGCCAUCUUUCCUUUGAUUGACUUUUCAGCCAGUGAAAGCAGUCUGAAGAAUGUCGAACUAACAGACAUAGAGAGCUUAGGAACGAAAGUAGCAGUGCGGUACGGUGUUCAGCUGAAGUUACUCCAGUCCACCACGGACGGUGUGGAAGAUCUGACUUAUCUUCUGAAGUACUGCAAGUUCUUUUUACAAGGACAGCAGCGCACCACAGAAAGCACAUUACGCACUCUGAGUGGUGAGUAUGUCGGUCACGACUGGUUUGUGUCCACCAUUUUUCUGAUGAUGUACGGUGACCCGGAUCUGGCCUGGGAAUUCCUCUUCAAAUUCUCCAGUCUCGUUAGUUCAGGUUAUCUUUGGAUUCGCAGACUGCAUGCCUCGGUGCAUUUACCGAUGUCACUUACAGUCAGCGGUAUUCCUCCACUCUAUUCAUGCACUUGUCAUAACGUGGAGCUUAUCCUAAUGGCCGAGGUGCCUUUGGUGUAUUCUGCCUUUCGAAUGUCUGGUUACACACCAUCACAGAUCUGCCAACAUUGGUUGCGGCAAUGUUUUUGGAAUUACCUCGACUGGGAGGAGAUCUGUUUGUACAUCUGUACCUGUCUUACUAUGGGCAUAGACUAUCAGGUGUAUUAUUGCAUCGCGAUCCUACGCCAUUUGCAACAGGACAUUUUGCGAAAGACACAACAGAAACAACUUUUGAUUUUCCUGAAGGAAAAUCCAAUAGGUAAUUUCAAAGUUGCUGACCAACUGACGUUCAUGCAGGAAUUAGAGGCAAGAUAUCGUCCAACCAUCCUGUGCGAUCUUCAGAACAUCACCAAACCAUGAUGUUGCUCGCUUUAUGUAGUUCUCUGCAAGUUGAAAACGAGAUCUUUGAAUUUCAAUCAGCAGCGAGAGAGUAUUCUAAUUUUAUAAAAUUUCCUGCAAAUUGUCGAGCCUUAAAUGAAAGACUGGGAAUGACAAAACAUGCGCAGCACGUGCACGGAAUCGUUUGCGUGAAGUCGAGUCUCUCUGGAAACAUCUUGACUAUUCGGGUAGCUUUUCUACGUCAUGCAUUGCCCCAGUUUUCUUGGUCCGAGCCCAAGUGUUUCGAAAUUGAACUAUUUACACUCGCUAUUGAUGCACUGGAGCUAAAUGAUUUUAAACUUUUGUUUAGAAAGGUCGUCUGAAACGGAAUUCUUUGUCGUAGAAAGAGUAACAUGACCACAAUCACUUUUUAGAAAUAUUUAGAUAAGAUAAGAAUGUAUUUAGUUUGUCCAAUUUAAGAGAAAUUCCAAGUACAAGUAAACAAAAUACCCAAAAGGACUUUUAAAGCCUGGUGGAGGUGUUUUUAUUGCAUUUCUACUUUUAUUGUUAUAUAAAAUCAUGUUUGUAUAUAAAUGUGUACUAUACAAUUAAUUUAGUUAAUUUAUUAUUUUAAAUAUUUGUAUUUAAAGUUGUAUAGUGCUCGUCCAUACAAAUAUUCUGCUGGCUAUCAUAGCAGAGGAACAUUUGAAACGUUCAAUGAAAACCUUUUUUUCUAAAAACAAUAUAAUUAUUGUUGCUGCUACAAAUAUGACGCUGUAUAGAAGGAAAAUAAAGAAGUCGGAAACA